GUCAUAAACACGCACUCUGCCCUCCUCCUUACUUCCCGUCUUAUCCAACACAGCUCGCGCUAUAACGUUACACUAGGGCGACCCAACUGACAGAAGAGACGCGCUCGCGGACAUCUGACCGACCUCUUCUGGCCCCGCUGUGGACCCCGUGUUUUUGUUUAAAUAACCGGUCACUACUCACCGUCAGCACCAGCCCCGCCCAUGCGUUGCGCUCCCUUCCGACCCGCAGCUGAAUGUCCGAACCGGCCCUCCAGAUGAUGAGCGCUCCUGGGGGUAACGGGGCUCAGCGGCAGCAGGUGAACGUUAAACCGCGCCAUGGAGCCACGGUCAGCUUCCACAACAUCCACUACAAGGUGCGUCAGAGCAGCGGCUGCUUCUGGAAGAGGAAGAGUACCCAGAAGGACAUCCUCAUAGACCUCAAUGGGAUCAUGAAGCCAGGCCUCAACGCCAUCCUGGGCGCCACAGGAAGUGGAAAGUCAUCGUUCCUGGACGUGCUGGCAGCGCGUAAGGACCCCUCAGGUCUGUCAGGGGAGGUGCUGAUAGACGGAGCUCCUCAACCACCCAACUUCAAAUGUCUCUCUGGAUACGUUGUGCAGGAUGACGUGGUGAUGGGGACUCUGACGGUGAGGGAGAACUUUGCGUUCUCGGCGGCGCUGCGCCUGCCCUCCUCCGUGUCCCAGCAGGAGAAGCAGGACAAGGUGUCCAGCCUCAUCCUGCAGCUUGGACUCAACAAGGUGGCCGACUCACGGGUGGGGACCCAGCUGAUCAGGGGGAUCUCAGGGGGGGAGAGGAAGAGGACCAACAUCGGUAUGGAGCUGAUCAUGGACCCGUCCGUGCUGUUCCUGGACGAGCCCACCACCGGUCUGGACGCCAGCACCGCCAACUCUGUUCUGCUGCUGCUUAAGAGGAUGGGUAACCACGGCCGAACGAUCAUCCUGUCCAUCCACCAGCCUCGCUACUCCAUCUACCGGCUGUUUGACAGUCUAACUCUGCUGGUCAGCGGCAAGCAGGUGUACCACGGCCCCGCGCAGAGCGCCCUGCCGUACUUCUCUGACAUCGGGUACAUCUGUGAGCCCCACAACAACCCUGCAGACUUCUUCCUGGAUGUGAUCAACGGGGAUUCUACUUCCCUGGCGCUGAACAGCGGCAAGGACGCAGAUGAGGUGGACCCAGAGGAGGUGAUCAUCUCCAGGCAGGGUAUCGAGGACCGCCUGGUGCAGGAGUACCGGAGCUGCCAGUACUACCGGGAGACAAAGGCCCAGCUGGAGAGCAUCGUCCUGGGGAAGCAGGCCUCCACCAAGCCCCCCUCCCGGACCAUCACCUACAACACCUCCUUCCCCACCCAGUUCAAAUGGGUCCUCAAGAGAACCUUCAAGAACCUCAUGCUGAACCCACAGACCUCUUUCGCUCAGAUCGGGGUGACAGUGUUCCUGGCUCUGAUUGUUGGAGCCAUCUUCUUCGGGGUUGCAGAUGACCAGAGUGGCAUACAGAACAGGAUAGGGGCUCUUUUCUUCAUCACCACCAACCAGUGCUUCAGCGCUCUAUCAGCAGCAGAACUGUUCAUCACAGAGAGGAAACUGUUCAUUCAUGAGUACAUCAGUGGAUACUACAGGGUGUCAGUCUACUUCCUGUCUAAGAUCCUGUCUGACAUCAUCACCCUGCGCACCAUCCCUGCCAUAGUCUUCAGCUGUGUGGCCUACUUCAUGAUCGGGUUCAAAGCCACAGUGGAAGCCUUCUUCAUCUUCAUGUUCACGGUUGCCAUGGUAGCAUACACCGCCACCGCCAUGACGAUGGCCAUCUCAGCCGACCAGAGCGUGGUUGCCAUCGCCAACAUCUUCAUGACCAUCUCCUUCGUCUUCAUGAUGAUCUUCUCAGGCCUGUUGGUGAACCUCCCCAGCAUUGCUCAGUGGCUGGCAUGGCUCAAGUACUUCAGCAUCCCUCGAUACGGACUUGCAGGUCUGCAGAUUAAUGAGUUUGUGGGUCUGCAGUUCUGUGGCAACAUCCCUCUGCCCACCGCGUUGCCCGGCAACGGAACCAUUCACCCGCCCCAGCUGAUGUGCACAGGGGAGGACUUCCUGCGUAACCAAGGCAUCGACUACUCCUCCUGGGGCCUGUGGCAGAACCAUGUGGCUCUCCUCUGCAUGACAACCAUCUUCCUCAUCAUCGCCUACCUGAAGCUACGCUUCAUCAAGAAGUUCACCUAGGGGUCAGGCACGCCCCCUCAUCUUCCUCAGGAACACUGUAAUAAUUUUCAUCGCUUCAUCCGAAAGUUCACCUAGGGGUCAGACACCUCUUCAGGUCAAAGGUUGAACUUUGCUAUGAAUGAAAGCCUCAACUAAUCAGAUUCCUGUCUCAUUCCAGAACCCCACUCUAGAACCCCCUUCUAGAACCCUUCUACGUUGCAGUAUUCAAACAUCUCUGUCCUCCUGCUCUCACUGCACCACUCUGAUCCGGCCAUGUGUUCCCACUCUUCACAUUAUAUUUGAAUACUUUUCAUGUCUGUCAGUUUAUAAUCAAUGCUUUUGUAUUAUGUAAUUAUGAUAUCAUACCAUCAUCUGAAUAACAAUGAUUGUGAUG
This is a messenger RNA of Osmerus eperlanus (European smelt), 2577 nucleotides long. RefSeq names its product ATP-binding cassette, sub-family G (WHITE), member 2a (gene abcg2a). The transcript has 16 exons. Gene Ontology annotation, biological process: transmembrane transport. The coding region runs from base 234 to 2204 and encodes 656 amino acids. Gene Ontology annotation, molecular function: ATP hydrolysis activity; riboflavin transmembrane transporter activity; efflux transmembrane transporter activity. The record is from RefSeq and is a predicted model, not a curated record. Gene Ontology annotation, cellular component: plasma membrane. NCBI's taxonomy places the organism in Eukaryota, Metazoa, Chordata, Actinopteri, Osmeriformes, Osmeridae.